Didymodactylos carnosus is the source of this 462-nucleotide messenger RNA. Lineage: Eukaryota; Metazoa; Rotifera; Eurotatoria; Philodinida; Philodinidae. The record is from the annotation of a GenBank genome assembly.
AUGGAAGAAAUUUGCACAGCGCUAAAACCCAUAUUAAUCAUUCAUAGUUUGGAAUUCGACCCAACUGAAUACUUUAAUCCAGGUGUACAUGAGGUUGACGAAAGUGCCCAACAACAUCUAUCCUUUUGUCAAGAUAACAGUAGCGAAGAAGAAACGCCCUUGUAUGGCGAUGCAUAUGUUAACUAUUUAAGUAUAAAAACAACCGGCAAUGGUAAUUGCUUAUUCAAUUCUAUUGCAACACUCGCAAAUAUGACAGGUAGUUUUGCUAUUGAACUUCGCGUACAUUGUAUUAUAGAAUUAACUCUCGAAACGGCGUAUUACGUACAAAAAUACACAAAUUUAUUCUUAAUCGAUGAAGUGGAUGAUGACUGUUUUCAACAGUAUAUCCCUGAUGAAGAAAAUUCUCUUCCUCAAUAUAUCAUCAACGAUUUAAUUAGAGGCACAUCAUGGUCUGAUCGUUGA